UUCAACUAACCCACAACAUUAAUUUUGACCUUGAUAUUUAAUUUACUUUUUCGAGGGUACUAUUUAUGUGUUACAGAUGCGUGUAUAUCCUUCUCGAAUAAUUCGUCUCAUUGCAGCCUGUCUACUCUCUCUGUUAUUUAUAGCUUUGAUAUAUCAUAAUUAUUCGAAUAGAGUUCCUUCUGCACAUAAUUCUGCAAACCAACCAAUACAAAAUUCAGGUUUUGAAAGUGAACAUGAUAUAAAGUCACUUCGAAUUGACUGGGAAAACUACUCACUGACUGCGCUUGAAAGCUCGAGAGUGGGACCUGGAGAGAAUGGGCUGCCUGUCAAGUUAUCUGCUCUCGAACAAAAGCUAUCUGAUAAAACCAAAAAUGAGAACGGUUUUAGUGUAUAUGUCAGUGGAAAAAUCAAAAUUGAUAGGUCUAUAAAAGAUAUUCGCCAUCCACGCUGUAAAGGAAAACUGUAUUCCAGUAAACUUCCUACUGCUUCUGUGAUUAUUCCUUUUUUCGAAGAACAUUGGGAAACACUUCUUCGUACAGUCUCAUCCGUUCUGAAUCGAGCUCCUUCAGGACUAAUAAAGGAGGUGAUUUUAGUUGAUGAUGGAAGCUCGCGAGAAUAUCUUAAGGAUAAACUUGACAAUCACAUCGCGACCACGUAUCCGGGUGGUUUAGUGCGUGUGAUUCACCUGGCACACAGGGGAGGUCUUAUUCAGGCUAAGACAGCAGGUGCCAAAGAAGCUACUGGGGAAGUACUCAUAUUCCUGGACUCUCAUUGUGAAUGUGGGAUAAACUGGCUCCCACCGCUGCUAGAUCCGAUUGCUGCGAACUACAGAACAGUUGUCUGUCCAUUUAUUGAUGUGAUAGAUGCAGCCAACUUUGAAUAUCGUGCACAAGAUGAAGGUGCUCGUGGGGCAUUUGACUGGGAGUUGUAUUACAAGCGCCUCCCACGACUGCCGGAAGAUAGAUAUCAUCCUGAAGAACCUUUCGACAGUCCAGUAAUGGCAGGAGGUCUGUUUGCUAUUAGUGCAAAGUGGUUCUGGGAACUUGGAGGUUAUGAUCCUGGUCUUGUGAUUUGGGGUGGAGAGCAGUAUGAAUUGUCUUUCAAGAUUUGGAUGUGUGGAGGACGUAUGAUAGAUGUCCCAUGUUCUAGAAUAGGACAUAUAUAUCGUAAGUAUUCAACAAACUUCCCUAAAGCGGAGCUCGGCGACUUUGUUGGUCGCAACUACAAACGUGUAGCAGAAGUUUGGAUGGAUGAAUAUAAAGAGUAUUUAUAUAAACGGCGUCCAAAUUACAGGCGUAUAGAUCCUGGUGACUUGACUGAGCAGCGAAAAAUACGAGAGCGACUUAAAUGCAAGUCAUUCAAGUGGUUUAUGACAGAAAUAGCAUUUGAUUUGGUUAAAAAGUACCCGUUAAUAGAACCAAUAUCUAAGGCUGUUGGAGAGAUUCGAUCAGUUGCCGACUCAUCCUUAUGUCUGGAUGCGACAGGUGCAGAUGAAAAUACUGCAGUUAAAUUGCGGCCUUGCACCAAAGAUAAACCUGAUGCCAGUGGUGUUCAAAAUUUCGAAUAUAACUACCAUGAAGAUAUUCGAGUUAUGAAUCGAGGAUCUUGUUUAGAUGUACCUGAUACAAAACCCAAAGCUCCAAUAGUCUUAUAUCAAUGCCAUGGUCAAGGUGGCAAUCAACAAUGGAAAAUAAAACCAAGCAAUCAUGAUAAAUCAAAUCCUUUACAUUUGGCUCUUGGAUCUAGAGGUGUUUGUUUAGAUUCGGAUCCAAAAAAACAGUUAGUUUUUGUGAAACCAUGUGAUUAUAGUUCACCUACUCAAAGUUGGACUUGGGAAAAAUUACAAUUUGAUAUAGCUGAGAAAUCAAUGAAAGAAGCUGGUCUGUAGCAUUUAAAUUUUUUGCAAAUUUAUAAUUUGAACAAUGGAAACUAUUGUGAACUUUUCUGUCAUUCUCUUUUUCUGUGAUAUAUUUAUGUGUAUAAACAACUUAUAUUUGAUUGCUUGUAUUUUUUCCCUUUGAAUUUUAUACAAAUAUUUUUCAAUAAAAGUUUGUCUUUCGUAGAUA
This is a messenger RNA of Schistosoma turkestanicum, 2066 nucleotides long. The record is from the annotation of a GenBank genome assembly. Lineage: Eukaryota; Metazoa; Platyhelminthes; Trematoda; Strigeidida; Schistosomatidae.